AAAUGUGCAACAGGGUUUUCCCUCCUUCGAACUCUCCCGUUAAGUGAACGUUUGGAGAAGGCCGCGAUAUGGACAGUUUCAUUUCCUUGGGAUAAAAUUCGACAACCAACGGGGGGAGGAUAUGAGGUCAAUUCUUUUGGUGAAAAGCAUUACUUUGUUAUGGUUUAUCAUCCUACAUUUUGCAGAAUGCCAGCAUACUCCAGACGAAGCUCAAAACCGGCAGCUUGGUCUGUUCAGCGAGUUAGGACUAGCAGCUAUGUCUACAGUGAAUCACUGCCGGACACCCGAUGGCCUUCUCGGUGAAUGCGGGGAAAUUAGUCGAUGUCUCUACCUACUCUUCGACAUGGUCCGACUACGGAGAUCUGUCUGUUUUAGGAAUUUAUUUAUGGUUGGAAUUUGUUGCCCAGGAUUUUCGACUUCAACAACUACGGCAGCUUCUACUUCUAACACAACCUUGCUUCCCGAAACUACAAGUAUCAUGACAACAACGGAAGAGACGACAACCGUAAUUUCAAGCACCACAACUCAGCGUCCUGUCAAGCGAUUUCACCAGAAAGCUACGAAAAAGCCUUUCUCUCCUCCAACAACAGUUCCGACAACAACUCUGAAACCUAGCACAACAACUAUUCAAAGUGUAGAAAUAUAUACGGAACCCUCUUCCCCAACAACAAUGGCGACAUUUGCUUUGGCUGCAGACUCUUCGAAUCAAAAUGCUUCUUAUUCUACUAGUUUUAGAUGCGGCACUGCCGGAAGGGAUGGGCGUAUUGUUGGAGGGUAUGAAGCCAAUCCGGGACAGUGGCCUUGGAUGGCCGCCAUUUUCUUAGACAGCCAUCGCGGCAGAGAGUACUGGUGUGGAGGGGCCCUGGUGGACACCUGGUACAUAUUGACGGCAGCCCAUUGUCUAUCCGACCAAAGGGGUCGAAAAUACCGCAAAGAGCAACUGACUGUCCGCUUGGGAGACCAUCACUUAUUCCGAAGCGAUGACUCGAUGGAUCCCGUGGAUUUCAAGGUCGCCCAAGCCAUUCCUCAUCCCGAGUUCUCUCGAAGCGGUUUUUAUAACGACAUCGCUCUACUGAAGCUAAGGAAGCCUGUCACUUACUCCGAGUUCAUGAGCCCCGUCUGCUUGCCAACGGAAGGAUUGAAAGCCAAUGCUCUAGUCGGAUACAUGGGCACUGUGACUGGAUGGGGGACACUUUCAUAUGGUGGUUCUGGCAGCGGCAGUUUGCAGCAAGUGACCAUGCCCAUUUGGGACAACGCCGAUUGCAAUCGGAGGUAUUUUCAACCCAUCACGAAAGGAUUUAUGUGUGCCGGAUUUUUCGAAGGUGGAAAAGAUGCCUGUCAGGGAGAUUCCGGAAGUCCGAUGGUCAUCCCCGACAGAUCGCGGCAUUGGACAGUGGUCGGUGUCGUGUCUUUCGGAAGCAAGUGUGCUCAACCAGGAUAUCCCGGCGUCUACACGAGAGUCACCGAAUAUCUGGACUGGAUCACGGAAAACAUGCUCAAAAACCCUGAAAAUUCUAAAAUAUUUACGAAGAGAGUAAUCGAAUUAAACUAG
This is a messenger RNA of Uloborus diversus, 1552 nucleotides long. Its product is annotated as proclotting enzyme-like. The coding region runs from base 122 to 1552 and encodes 476 amino acids. NCBI's taxonomy places the organism in Eukaryota, Metazoa, Arthropoda, Arachnida, Araneae, Uloboridae. Gene Ontology annotation, molecular function: serine-type endopeptidase activity. The transcript is spliced from 10 exons. Gene Ontology annotation, biological process: proteolysis. The record is from RefSeq and is a predicted model, not a curated record.